GAAAAAAAAGAAAAUCAUGCUGUGAUUAGUUGUAGGCUCCGACAAAUAAUCAUCCACCAGUUCACUAAUACGCACAUCACAACCGCUCAAAACCCUCAAAUCCAAUCUUACUCAUCUGCAGCCGUCCAUCUCUCUCUCUCUCCUUCUCUCUCUCUUUCUCUCUCUCCUUGCUGUUUCGAAUUUUCGGGCCUCUCUCUCUCCGACUCUCUCUCACAUCAGCAACAUCACGAAAAUCAAGAAAACCUUAACGAAGCCGAACAAAUACAAAAUCCAAUUACAAUGAAAAAUAGAAUCUAGGGCAAAUCUCUCUCUCUCUCUCUUUUCCUCUUUGAUUUUCUUUCCCUCCUUUUUUUUUUCUUUCUCAUUUUCCGGGAAAGCGAGGGAAAAUAUUUCAAGGCUGUGGUUUGGUUGUUUUAGGUGAUAGGUCGUCUUCUCCUUUUCCCGGGAAAAAAAAAAAUUUUCACCUCCAUUUUCAGCUCUCGACGACGAGGACGAAAGAAACUCCUCUGGCCCUUGGUUUUCCGAGUUCUUUCAAGUUCAGAAGAAAUAUAACGUGCCUCGUUGAUUACUUUCGUUAAAAAAAAAAAAAAACGUUUUUUUAUCUUGUAUUCCUUGAAAUACAACAAUACUUUUCCCGGGAAAACUCUCUCUCUCUCUCUCUCUCUCCAAUAUAUGUUUUCGGUCAAAGCAGGCAGAGACUUUGGAAUUCUUCAAUUCUUAGGGUUUCAUAUUGUUUUGUUUAGGAGUAUUGCGUGUGAUUUUGUUGUUCGAGAGGAUCAAUUGUUGGUGGCUGGAGUGAAGGAGAGGGAGGAAUUGUUGUUGGACGAUUAAUGUUCAAGGGGGAGGAUUUGAGAGCUCAAAUAUUAGAUUCUUUUGUCUUCUUAUAGUCGGAUCAAAUCGUUGGAUUUGAUUUGGGAUUUCUUUAAGGUUGAAUGCGAAUUGGUUUAUGGAUUCGAAAGAAUUUCCAUCUUCGAGAGAUUUGGUCAAAUGCUCUAAUUGCGGGUGUAGCUGUUCAUUGAUCAGUAGUUCUUCGGAGACUUGGCUUCGGUCUGUAAAACGGAAGUAUGAUGAGAUUGAGGAGGGUAACCGGUUCUCUGUACCGGGGUUCAAUUUCCUUUCAAAUGCUCGAGUCCAAAUUGAGAAUGAAUGUGCUGCACUGCGUGAGAUGGUUAGUCGCCAACAGCAAUCAAUGCAGGAUUUGUAUACUGAAUUGGACGAGGAAAGAAGUGCUGCAUCGUCAGCUGCCAAUGAGGCCAUGUCAAUGAUUUUGAGGUUGCAGAGGGAGAAGGCAGAGAUUCAAAUGGAGGCCCGGCAAUUCAAGCGCUUUGCAGAGGAGAAGAUGGCACAUGACCAACAGGAGCUUUUGGCGUUGGAAGAUUUGUUGUAUAAGAGAGAGCAAGCCCUUCAGUCACUUAAUUGUGAGAUACAUGCUUAUAAGCAUAGGAUGAUGAGUUAUGGGCUCACAGAGGCCGAGGCGGAGGGUGAGAAUGGUGGGUUUAGCCAUAACCCAAGCAUGGCGGAGUUUGAUGCACAAAUUGAACUCCCCAUGUAUGACUACCCAUCUUUGAAAUGCAAUGCAAACGAAACCCAAGGUCCUUUGGAAGAUGAUAAUUAUGUUGAAGAUGAGAAAUAUGCAUUUGGUGAGACCCCUCGUGCUAGGGACCAUUUGAAGAAUUUAGAAAAUAGGAUCUACCAGAUGGAAAGAAGUCCCAGCAACAGUCAGCUGGAUGGGAGUUUUUCGGGUUCGAAGAACAGUCUAGAAAAGGUGGUAGUUGGUAACUCUCCUAGGCGGUCAAGACACUCUAGGAGGUUUUCCAAUGAUUCAAGUCCAUUCGCGGGGUUGGUCAAAGAAACUGCUCCAGAUUUUUCCACAGAACCUCCUAGGCCCAUUGGCAGUUUCAAAAAGACGGAGUAUGUUUCACACACUGAGGAUUACUCGAAUUUGAAAAAGUUGGAUAAUGCAUCUGACAUUGCAGAUGACAUGAGUGACAGAGUUUAUACCAUUGACUCUGUCCAUAGUGGAGUACCAAAUAAUGGUUUUACCGACAUUAAUCAGGCUGAUUAUACGGAUCCAGACAUUAAGAAGCUCUACAUGAGGCUUCAGGCACUUGAGGCAGACAGAGAAUCAAUGAGGCAGGCACUUAUUUCAAUGCGUACAGAUAAAGCUCAAAUGGCAUUACUGAAAGAAAUAGCUCAACAUUUGUGCAAGGACAUGUCACCAGAAAGACGAGUGACUGUGAAGAAGCCAUCUCUUCUUGGAAGCUUUUCCUUCAUGUCAGUUUUUAAGUGGGUUGCCUCAUUCGUUUUCUGGAAGAAAAAAGCUCGCCGAAGCAAGUACAUGUGUGGGCUGUCAGCCAGCAGCGUGGGCUUGCUAAUGCUCCUAGACAAGGGCCCCCGCGCGAGGCCAUGGAGAUGUCUUACAAGCACACAGGUGUAAACAAGUUCUCAAACUUCCAUAUCCAAUGGGAGUUUAUUCUCAAGUUUGUGAACAGCAAGUGGAUUUUGAUGACACUACUACGCAUAGAUUUUUGCAUUCUUUUCCUGGAUUCGUGGUUGCUGCAAAAUUGGUUGAAUUGUGGGGUGUUCUUUUAUAUCAUUUUCUUGUGAUUGAAUGUAUUUCGGCUUGUUGAUUGGUGAAACAUGGAUUUGUUAUCGGCACGCUUGUUCCUAUAGUUGGAAUUAAGCUCAAGGUGCACGUCUUUUUGAUGGUCCUCUCCUGUAUAUUACAGCUUCGUGUAUGGUUUCCCUUCGAAAUAUGCAGCAUAUAUUCUUUUUGCAUUCAAACACAUAAUCUACUAUUCAAGCAUGUUUCAAUUCGA
Corylus avellana is the source of this 2819-nucleotide messenger RNA. RefSeq names its product myosin-binding protein 7. Lineage: Eukaryota; Viridiplantae; Streptophyta; Magnoliopsida; Fagales; Betulaceae. The record is from RefSeq and is a predicted model, not a curated record.